Oncorhynchus nerka (sockeye salmon) is the source of this 8112-nucleotide messenger RNA. Its product is annotated as adenosine receptor A2b. Gene Ontology annotation, biological process: adenylate cyclase-activating G protein-coupled receptor signaling pathway; vasodilation; G protein-coupled adenosine receptor signaling pathway. Gene Ontology annotation, cellular component: plasma membrane. Gene Ontology annotation, molecular function: G protein-coupled adenosine receptor activity. Lineage: Eukaryota; Metazoa; Chordata; Actinopteri; Salmoniformes; Salmonidae. The transcript has 3 exons. The record is from RefSeq and is a predicted model, not a curated record. The coding region runs from base 389 to 1456 and encodes 355 amino acids.
AGCUUCAUUAAAGUGGAGCUGUUGUUCACAGCAUCACAGCAUCACACGUCUGUAGAAAUCGCUGAAUUUGAUGCGUGGCUAGCCUACUUUGUGUAAUGACAUUUUUUUCGUUACUUGAAAAACCAUGUGACGUAGUGAAUCUCCACAAUACUACUAUGCACAACAGCCACGCAACAGAUGCUUGGCUUGAAGGGACCGGGCGCACAAGUAAAGGACUGGCAAAUAAUGCACUGUUUCAAGAGGGAUGGCUGUUUACACAAACCAUACUUUUGGAAGGUUCUUGGAUUAUUGCAAAAAUACUUUAUUUCUCUUUUGGACCCACUAGAACAGUGUCGCUCAUGACACUUAUUUUCGAAGACCGACCUAAUGUUCUGACAUAUUUGCGGAGAUGAAUUCGUACUACAUAGUAUUUGAGAUAUUAAUAGCAAUAUUGUCCAUAUCUGGCAAUGUAUUGGUUUGCUGGUCUGUCGCCAUCAACACCACUCUGAAAACAGCAACUAACUACUUUUUGGUGUCUUUGGCUGUGGCAGAUAUUUUGGUGGGUUGCCUUGCCAUCCCCUUUGCCAUAACAAUAAGCAUCGGUAUCCUUUUGGACUUCUAUGGAUGUCUUUUUCUUGCCUGUUUUGUUUUGGUACUGACUCAAAGCUCAAUUUUCAGCCUCCUUGCAGUUGCAAUUGAUAGAUAUUUGGCCAUCAAUAUACCCCUCAGGUACAAGGAGCUGGUGACAGGCACGAGGGCCAGAAGAAUCAUUGCUAUUUUAUGGAUCCUGUCCUUUGUCAUCGGCCUCAUCCCUUUCCUGGGUUGGAACCUGAAGGUUUCUUCCUGCCGUCAGAAUGUCUCCAGCAGCCUGACAAAUGGCAGCUCUGUGGGGGAAACCAGUACCACUAUUGCCCCUCUGGUGGACGAUCUGAGCAGCAUCAAGCUCACCUGCCAGUUUGAGAAUGUGGUGGACAUGCACUACAUGGUCUAUUUCAACUUCUUUGGCUGCGUCCUGCCUCCUCUGCUUAUCAUGCUGGGCAUCUAUGUGAAGAUCUUCACUGUGGCCCGCAAACAGAUGCACCAAAUUGAGCUCAAGUGCUCGGUGAGCAGCAAUAGGGGCAGCCACCAUCACGGGCUGCUUCAGCGCGAGAUCCGUGCGGCCAAGUCUCUGUCCAUCAUUGUGGGGCUGUUUGCCCUCUGCUGGCUGCCCGUGCACAUCCUCAACUGCCUGACCCUGUUCUACAAGGACCUGUACAAGCCGGCCCCAGUCAUGUACAUAGCCAUCAUGCUGUCGCACGCCAACUCCGCUGUCAAUCCCAUUAUCUAUGCCUACCGCAUCCAGGACUUCAGGAACACCUUCCGCAAGAUCCUGACGCGUCAAGUCCUGUGUCAGAGGGAGGAGCUCUACCUCCACUCCUCCAAUGGAAGCAGGCGGAACAGAGACCAGAUCCACAUGACCAUUGACCCAUUACUCUGAGGGGUGGGUUGCAGGGGGCAUGAGUCUUUACUGUAAGGGCAAGCAACAGGGGCAUGAGGCUACUAGUCCUGCCUACAUGUCCUGCCGACCAUUGACCCUUUACUUCAUAGGUGGGGCCACAGGUCAGCCGUGUAGCUCAAAACACUACCUGUGUUCAUGUUUUUGUUGUAUUUAAUUUUUGAAUGGCAUUUUAAGUGAGAUUAGAAAUGUUUACAGAACAAAGCAUGGUGGUAUAAUGAUAUACAGUGCCUUGCAAAAGUAUUCAUCCCCUUUUGUGUUUUUCCAUUUUGUUGCAUUACACAACCUGUAAUUUAAAUUGAUUUUUAUUUGGAUUUCAUGUAAUGAAAAGUCAUGCAUGCAUAUGUAUUCACCCCUUUGCUAUGAAGCCCCUAAAUAAGAUCUGGUGCAAUCAAUUGUCGUCAGAAGUCACAUAAUUAGAUUGCACACAGGUGGACUUUAUUUAACUAAGUGCCACAUGAUCUCUCACAUGAUCUCAGUAUACAGUAUACACCUGUUUUGAAAGGCCCCAGAGUCUGCAAUACCACUAAGCAAGGGGCACCACCAAGCAAGCGGCACCAUGAAGACCAAGGAGCUCUCCAAACAGGUCAGGGACAAAGUUGUGGAGAAGUACAGAUCAGGGUUGGGUUAUAAAAAAAUAUCAGAAACUUUGAACAUCCCACGGAGCACCAUUAAAUCCAUUAUUAAAAAAUGGAAAGAAUAUGGCACCAUAACAAACCUGCCAAGAGAGGGCCGCCCAUCAAAACUCAUGGACCAGGCAAGGAGGGCAUUAAUCAGAGAGGCAACAAAGAGACCAAAGAUAACCCUGAAGGAGCUGCGAAGCUCCACAGCGGAGAUUGGAGUAUCUGUCCAUAGGACCACUUUAAGCCGUACACUCCACAGAGCUGGGCUUUACGGAAGAGUGGCCAGAAAAAAAGGCAUUGCUUGAAGAAAAAAAUAAGCAAACACGUUUGGUGUUCGCCAAAAGGCAUGUGGGAGACUCUCCAAACAUAUGGAAGAAGGUACUCUGGUCAGAUGAGACUAAAAUUGAGCUUUUUGGCCAUCAAGGAAAACACUAUGUCUGGCGCAAACCCAACACCUCUCAUCACCCUGAGAACACCAUCCCCACAGUGAAGCAUGGUGGUGGAAACAUCAUGCUGUGGGGAUGUUUUUCAUCGACAGGGACUGGGAAACUGGUCAGAAUUGAAGGAAUGAUGGAUGGCGCUAAAUACAGGGAAAUUCUCGAGGGAAACCUGUUUCAGUCUUCCAGAGAUUUGAGACUGGGACGGAGGUUCACCUUCCAGCAGGACAAUGACCCUAAGCAUACUGCUAAAGCAACACUUGAGUGGUUUAAGAGGAAACAUUUAAAUGUAUUGGAAUGGCCUAGUCAAAGCCCAGACCUCAGUCCAAUUGAGAAUCUGUGGUAUGACUUAAAGAUUGCUGUACACCAGCGGAACCCAUCCAACUUGAAGUAGCUGGAGCAGUUUUGCCUUGAAGAAUGCCAAGAUUAUAGAGACAUACCCCAAGAGAUUUGCAGCUGUAAUUGCUGCAAAAGGUGUCUCUAAAAAGUAUUGACUUUGGGGGGGUGAACAGUUAUGCACGCUCAAGUUUUCCGUUCUUUUGUCUUAUUUCUUGUUUUUUUCACAAAACAUAUUUUGCAUCUUCAAAGUGGUAGGCAUGUUGUGUAAAUCAAAUGAUACAAACCCCCCAAAAAUCCAUUUUAAUUCCAGGUUGUAAGGCAACAAAAUAGGAAAAAUGCCAAGGGGGUGACUACUUUAGCAAGCCACUGUAUGAAGCUGAAUAGAUUAAUCUGUCAAAUAUGCCUUGAAUGUGGAGCGUUAUUUAUGAGUUAAGAUGAGUAUUAGGCCAGGUGAUAAAAAGCUAGCCUGGUCCCACAUCUGUUUGUGCCGUCUUACUAACUCCUAUGGUCAUUGUCAUGGCCAUAGGAGUUAGCAAGACCACACAAACAUCUGGGACCAGGCUAGUGAAAAUCGGAGUCUUAUUUACUUUAAAGCUGGAAUCUGGAAUUGGUAAAACUGCCACGUCGGUUUGCGAUGUUAAAAUAACAGUUACUUCAAACAACAAAUAUGUUUUCCCCCUCUGACAUCAUUGCACGCACGAUAGAACAGCAGAGUAUGUAUGCCUACUGCAAUUGUUUUUACUACGAUGCUGGAUGCUCCUCUCCUCCGUUUCAUCAACAAAACAAAAACAAUAACACAUGCUCUGGGGCGAACAGUGGCACUGUUCUACCUAAUGCGGAUUCCAGCUUUAACUGUUGAAGGAUUUUUAUUUCCUUUUGUUGAAGCUAACUGGAUUUUCAGGACUGUGAAAUGAAUCCACUGAUGAAUCCAUUACUAUGAGAACACCUAAUUUACCAUUCCUUCACAUUGACCAUAUCAUAACUUAAAACACACAUUUUUCUAAGCCUUAACUUUCCAAACAUAAUAUGCAUCAAGUGUUCAAUGUUUACCGUUUGGUAUUUGAUUAGUCAUGUAGCUCAAAUUUGAGAAACCUGGCUGAGGUGUGUAUUGUAUUGUUCGUCAUGGGCUAUAUCGGACUUCUUCAUUACUGGUGUUGCAUAAAAACAUAUAUAGGAAACUCUGCCCAGUGGAACCAGUUUUGACUCAACAGCAACAUCUCAAGUGAGAGGACACACACAGCACAGCUCGGAUUGGGAAAGUAUUCUUACACAUAAUAUAAACUUGUGGUGUUAUUGUGCUCUGCUUGAAUCUUGAAAAUGUCAUGGCUUCUAUAGUUCAUGGAGAAAGCUCAGGAAUAUACAGUAUGUGGUGGGCAGACUGAGUAAUGAGUAAUCUAAAAUUCAGAAACAGGAUAUUUAGAGAUUCGCAAGAAAAUCAUGUCAACCUUACAAAUGCCUCAUUAUUUGAAAUUCUUGAUGACUUAGUUAUGUAAUCUCCCUUUAAAAUGAUAGAUUUACAUUGUUAUUCUUAACAAAAUGCUGACAUAUUUUUUGGGGCUCUUGUUCAACAUAGCCUAAAUCAUAUCAGAAAACAAAUAUGUGUUACUUAUUGUUAUACAGUUGAAGUCAGAAGUUUACAUAUACCUUAGCCAAAUACAUUUUAACUCAGUUUUUCACAAUUCCUGACAUUUAAUCCUAGUAAAAAUAACCAGUUUUAGGUCAGUUAGGAUCACCACUUUAUUUUAAGAAUGUGAAAUGUCAGAAUGAUUUAUUUCUGCAUUUAUUUAUUUCAUCACAUUCCCAGUGGGUCAGAAGUUUACAUAAACAAUUUAAAGGCAAUGCUACCAAAUUGAGUGUAACUUGGGUCAAAUGUUUCGGGUAGCCUUCCACAAGCUUCCCAUAAUAAAUUGGUUGAAUUUUGGCCAAUUGAGCUGGUGUAACUGAGUCAGGUUUGUAGGCCUCCUUGCUCACACACCCUUUUUCAGUUCUGCCCACACAUUUUCUAUAGGAUUGAGGUCAGGGCUUUGUGAUGGCCACUCCAAUACCUUGACUUUGUUGUCCUUAAGCCAUUUUGCCACAACUUUGGAAGUAUGCUUGGGGUCAUUGUCCAUUUGGAAGACCCAUUUGCGCCCAAGCUUUAACUUCCUGAUGUCUUGAAAUGUUGCUUUAAUAUAUCCACAUAAUUUUCCUGCCUCGUGCCAUCUAUUUUGUGAAGUGCACCAUUCCCUCCUGCAGCAAAGCACCCCCACAACAUGAUGCUGCCACCCCCUUGCAAGCCUCCCCAUUUUCCUCCAAACAUAACGAAGGUCAUUAUGGCUAACCAGUUCUAUUUUUGUUUCAUCAGACCAGAGGACAUUUCUCCAAAAAGUACAAUCUUUGUGCAGUUGCAAACCGUAGUCUGGCUUUUUUAUGGCGGUUUUGGAGCAGUGGCUUCUUCCUUGCUGAGCGGCCUUUCAGGUUAUAUCGAUAUAGGACUCAUUUUACUGUGGAUAUAGAUACUUUUGUACCUGUUUCCUCCAGCAUCUUCACAAGGUCCUUUUCUGUUGUUCUGGGAUUGAUUCGCACUUUUUGCACCAAAGUACGUUAAUCUCUAGGAGACAGAACGCGUCUCCUUCCUGAGCGGUAUGACGGCUGCGUGGUCCCAUGCUGUUUAUACUUGCGCACUAUUGUUUGUACAGAUGAAUGUGGUAGCUUCAGGCAUUUGGAAAUUGCUCCCAAGGAUGAACCAGAUUUGCAGAGGUCAAUUUUUUUUUUUGAGGUCUUGUUGAUUUUCCCAUAUCUAGCAGAGGCACUGAGUUUGAAGGUAGGCCAUGAAAUACACCCACAGGUACACCUCCAAUUGACUCAGGCUAAUUGACAUGAUUUAUCAGAAGCUUCUAAAGCCAUGACAUCAUUUUCUGGAAUUUUCCAAGCUAUUUAAAGGCACAUUCAACUUAGUGUAUGUAAACUUCUGACCCACUGGUAUUGUGAUACGCGAAAUAAUCUGUCUGUAAACAAUUGUUGGAAAAUGUACUUGUGUCAUGCACAAAGAUGUCCUAACCGACUUGCCAAAACUAUUGUUUGUUAACAAGAAAUUUGUGGAGUGGUUGAAAAACGAGUUUUAAUGACUCCAACGUACGUGUAUGUAAACUUCCAACUUCAACUGUAUAUUACACAUCUGAAUGUCACCCUCUUCCCUUGGCAUCCCUAGAUAAAUACAACCCUCACAUGGACUAACACACACACACACACCUCACAUGGACACAGCUGUGAUCGUUUGCCCACAUGGCAAAUUCCUGCAUCCUGGAACAAACCAGGCAGCUUUUAAUACUCAAUAUUGUCAAACUGUCGGAUCAACCACUUCCACGGUGUACGGUCUGCCCUUGUCCUAGCAUAGCAGCUAAGAGCCAUGUGGCUCCAUCCCCCUCACUCAGUAAGAACUCCUAAAUACAUCACUUCACUACACCAAGCCAAAUCAGUCAAUGCAAUGCUGAGGAGAUCCCUCUUUGUUGAAUGAAACAAGUUUCCAGGGUUGGGGUUGCUCUGUAAUUCCAAUUCUUGAAUUUGAAUUGGCCACACCUGACAGGAAGCAGCAAUUGAAUUGAAUUUGCAUUAAAGAAAGUUUAAUUAAAUUAAAUGUUUUUAUUUUGAAUUGCUUUGGAUUAUAUUCCACUUCCUUCAAUUAAAAUGAAAUUAAAAUCCUGCUUCUUUUGGGGUGUGGCCUAUUCAAAUUAAAUUCAGAAAUGUUGAAUUGACACAAACCCUGCAGGGAACGCUAGGCCUAACGAGAUUGUAGGGUUGACAAGUGCUUGUUCUGUGAAAGACAAAAAUAUGCUUAAUUGUUGUAAUUAUAUUUUUGUACCAGUGAGUCUGACACAGUGUUGUUAAAUAGACGGUGCAUCGUUCUCGGUUUGAAGAUGUCUCUCCCUGUACUUGACCACCAACUGAUGAGCUUGCCUUUGUUGUGUUGGUUGGCAUUGUGGACAAUGGCCUCUUUUCUAAGAAGCUGUGACAGUCUAUUUUCCUUUCAACUGGCUGAAAUUAGAUGUGGUUUUCUAUCAAAAACAGGAAACCAGACCUCCACAAAAUAAAUCCAGUUUAACGAGACCCAGUUUGGAUGUGACGGCACACAAUCUGUGCUAAAAUUAAGGUGGUUUUCCUCUGCUAUGAGAAGGGCCUCCUUGCUGUGAUAUUAAACUGUGUUGUGUACUGUUUUUGUGUUCACAAAGUUAGAUUGAACGGGAUCUUAAGCACUUACAAAUUUGUACAAACAUACUGUACGAAUUGGAAUUCGUAACUUAUCAUAUAAACGUCAGGAGAGGAAAACAAAUUGCAGGAUGUAACAUAUUGUGAAAAUGUCAUUGCGAGUUUUCGAUAGUGAGCACUACUUUCAAAACUACUUCCUGAAAUGAUACAAAACCUCUGUAGUAUCACUUUAACUUCUAAAAGGAAUUUAAGACAAGUGUUGUCUUAGCACAGGGUCCAACAAAUACAGUAUUUCCAUUGUGUUUAAUUUCUUAGUUUUUCCAUUUCUUCACCAUACACAUCAACCAUCACCUCUACAACUUCAAGGGCUAAACUAUAGGAGUGUGCCAAACUUCAAGUACAUUCCAUUGGGGACUGCACUGUACUGGUAUUACUAUUAUGUGUUCAUUCAAAUGUGACCUUAGCAUCAAGAUAAGGGUUCAAUUCCAUUACAAUUCAGUAAACUCAAAUUCCAAUUCCCCAAAUGCUUCUUACUGAGAAAAAUGUGGAAUUGGCGUUUGUUUACUUCCGGAGUUGAUUGAAUUGAAAUGGAAUUGCCCCAACCCUGCAACAUACAGUGGGUUGUAAAAGCCUUCAACAAGCCUGACUUGUGAAUGAAGCCUUCCUACAAUUUAAGAAGAAAACCAUACAAGAACAAGCUGAUGUAGUUUUCCAACCUGUGCGUUUGCAAAUGUGUUACAGUAUUGAUGUCGCUAACCUAACCAGUAGCCUAAACAGUCAACUGUGGUUCAAAUCAAAGUGUAUUGGUUGUGUACACAGUUUUGCUGGUGUUAUAGUAGGUGCAGCGAAAUGCCUAUGUUAGUAGCUCCAACAGUGCAGUAGAAUGUCUGAACAUCAAUGAUGUUCAAUUAUUAUUUCACCUAACUGACAACUAAACCAAUACUGCUAUUUAACAUGAGAAAAAUCUGUAUGGUGAAUUAUUUUGUCAAUAAAAGCUAUGUAUGACUUGCCUGGUUAAAUAAAAAAUACAAAUAAAAUGUUCAUAUUGUUACAA